Molecule: messenger RNA, 1338 nt
Organism: Meloidogyne enterolobii
Lineage: Eukaryota; Metazoa; Nematoda; Chromadorea; Rhabditida; Meloidogynidae
Source: the annotation of a GenBank genome assembly
AUGACAGCAAAACAAUUUCUCGAAACUCGUGCCUUACAGAUUUGGCAAACUUGGGCUAGAAAUAUUCCUGGUGAAGUUAUUUUCUUUGUUUCUGAAAGAACAGAAUUGAGCUCUAAAAUUAAAAAUUCUGGAAUGAAAAUUAUUUCUUUGCGUGGUGUUGAUGAUUCUUAUCCGCCUCAAAAGAAGUCAUUUGCAAUGUUAAGUUUUCUUCAUUUAUUAGACCCUUCUAAAGUUCUUUUACUUGGCCAAGCAGGUCUGGGUAAUGUUGAAGAGUAUGGGCAACUUUCACUUGGCACAAAUGAUAAUUAUUGUAUGGGAGGGCCGGGGGUUAUAUUAUCGAAGGAAACACUCAGACAAUUAGCCCCUUAUUUGGAGCUUUGUUUAAAUUCUUUGUUAACAACACAUGAGGAUGUUGAAUUGGGAAGAUGUAUUAGAAGGCAUGUUGGCCUAGCGUGUCCAUGGAAUUACGAAAUGCAAACUUUAUUUCACAACAAUGCAUCAAUUGCCAAUUUAUUUACUAAUCAUUUAUCAGCUUCCAUUAAUUCACAUACAUUACGUCAUUUAUUUACUCUACAUCCCGUCAAAAAUCCAAUAGCAAUGAGAUAUAUUCAUUUAAGGGUGGAAAUGAUUAAACUUUCAGAAUUACGUCAAAAAAGAAUGGAAUUAAUGGAACAAAUAGAGGAAAUUAAGGGGAAAAACAAAAAGAUUGCAGAUCAACAACCUCAAGUUUUAAAUUCUGAAUAUUCAGGUGCUUCUUCAAAUCACAACGCUCUUUUCUCUGGAUUAAUUCCAAAAGUGCCAACUUCCCCAGAGAAUGUUCCUAUUUGGGAAUUUAUUUCUUCAGACACAAAACUUUUAUAUUGUAUUAACAAACCAAAUUGCCCCAAACAUACAUUAGAGGCUGAAUUAAGAAGACAAAUUUCUGAUAUUUUAAUUAAAAUUUUUGAUGAAUUUAAUUUAAAUGCACUCCAAAAAGGAAGAACUUUGCAUUUUCAACGAGUUCAGUAUGGCUAUAUGAGAAUACAGCCGAAAUUUGGUGUUGAUUUUGUUCUCGAUAUUGCUUUACGUUAUCACCGAUUACGAGGCCCUUUACACUCUCGAGCUCCUUUAACAGUUCGUCGACAUGCUUAUGUUCAACAACGUUUUGGUCAACUUCAAUCUCGCUCACUAAUAAUUAAAAGAAAGAGGAAAAUUGAAGAAAACCAAAUAAUUAAUAUUUUAAUUGCUUUAAAAGGAAGAGCUGAAGUGUUUGAUAGAUUUGCAAAUAAUUUGAUAAGAAUAGCAAAUGGACGUGGGGAAAGUAGCGAUAUUAGACUUGUUUUAAUUCUUUAUAGGUAA